Perkinsus marinus ATCC 50983 is the source of this 309-nucleotide messenger RNA. Its product is annotated as retinal protein, putative. Gene Ontology annotation, molecular function: lipid binding. Gene Ontology annotation, cellular component: cilium. The record is from RefSeq and is a predicted model, not a curated record. NCBI's taxonomy places the organism in Eukaryota, Perkinsozoa, Perkinsida, Perkinsidae. Gene Ontology annotation, biological process: cilium assembly; lipoprotein transport. The transcript has 4 exons. The coding region runs from base 1 to 309 and encodes 102 amino acids.
AUGAUUGAGCGUCACUAUUUCAAGGACAAGAUCCUCAAGUCCUAUGACUUCACAAUGCCCUACUGUAUGCCCAACACCGUGAACACGUGGGAGGUGAUAUAUGAACUGCCCGAGCUCACAGCUGAAGAGAAGAAGGCGAUGAUUGAAGCCCCUUGGGAGACCAAGAGUAUCAUGGGUAUCAAGACAACCAGAGCGGAGACUAGCGAUGGCGAUAUCUAUGUCUACGUCUUCAGGCGGACUACAGCUACGCGGAAGAUGUGGACUUCCGAAGCUUCCCAGGUCUCUUCUCUGGUCAUUGCCCAGCGCUGA